Messenger RNA from Entamoeba histolytica HM-1:IMSS, 369 nucleotides. RefSeq lists its product as uncharacterized. The record is from RefSeq and is a predicted model, not a curated record. Lineage: Eukaryota; Evosea; Mastigamoebida; Endamoebidae. The transcript has a single exon. Bases 1 to 369 code for a protein of 122 amino acids.
AUGAAAAUAAACAAAGGCGAAAGAAAUAGUAUAUUUAAUGAAUUACAAAAAACAUGUAAUAAUGCUAACAGUCUAAUUGAAGAAGUAAUGAAAAGUGCAAUAGAUUAUAAUGAGAGUUGGAUGAAUAACAUUGCAGAAGAAAUAAGUGAUGUUGAAGGAGAAAGUCCCGAAGAUAGAAUUAAAAGAAUAGAAGGAAUUUAUAAAAGAAAAGAAAAAAUAAUUGGAAAAAAUGAAAUAAUUAGAAAUAAACUGAAAGAAGGAAUGAUGAUGAUAGAUAAUUUGAACAUUGUUUAUCAAAGAAUUAAUAAAAUUAUAUAUGAAGAUAAAGAGAUACUAUCAGAACAAGUUGACACUAUCAUUACAAAAUGA